AUGGCCAAGUACACGAACUUGUUCAAGCUCAUGAUGCCGGACAGGGCCAAGAUCAUGCGCAUGUUCACGCACGCACGGGUGCACGAUCACAGCUGCGAGCAGGCACCUGCGCGAGUUGCAGGACUACCGCCCGCAGACAGGCUCGGACCUCAUCAUAUCUUCGAACACGCUCGUAGGCAUGAUGCUAAUCGUGACCCUGACCAAAGUUUUCGUCGCGUGCACGGACUCAGUCUUAGAAAGGAAGUCGUUCCUAAGGCGAUCAGGACAGGGUCGAAGAGUCGGUCGAGAACGAGGUCGAGCCCAGGACCAGAUGCGUGCACGUGA
Baudoinia panamericana UAMH 10762 is the source of this 324-nucleotide messenger RNA. RefSeq lists its product as uncharacterized. NCBI's taxonomy places the organism in Eukaryota, Fungi, Ascomycota, Dothideomycetes, Mycosphaerellales, Teratosphaeriaceae. The coding region runs from base 1 to 324 and encodes 107 amino acids. The record is from RefSeq and is a predicted model, not a curated record. The transcript has a single exon.